Staurois parvus is the source of this 326-nucleotide messenger RNA. The record is from the annotation of a GenBank genome assembly. Lineage: Eukaryota; Metazoa; Chordata; Amphibia; Anura; Ranidae.
AUGAGAAUGGGCCGUCUAGGUCAUCACUAUAUACCCAGUACAAGUUGCCAUACCAGCAAAUGCUGCCUUUGCCCAUCUUCAAGCCAGCCGAUCUCACCACUAAGAUGGACCGCAUGGCAACACCACCUCAGCUGCGCAGCAUGAUUGACUUUGAGAGGGCCCUCUCAAACCCUGGCAGUGAUGGUAUAUGCCAAGACAAGAUCCCAGUCUCACAGAUCACCAAAGAGCUUCCUCCAGUGAUGCAGCCAGCACGUAUGGAGUUUGCCAAGCCUGGGCUGGCCAAUUCCUUCUCCAGGUCUGUGUCUCAGGAGGCACAGAGAGGCUAA